AUGCUCUCCACAGUGCGCAACAAUGCUGUGCGUCGCAACUUCGGCCUAGGCCAGGCGCCAUGUUUAUCAUCCAUAAUCACAACAACCGCCACAUCCCGAAGUGCCGUUUGCCUAUCGACCAACCCCUGCGCACAACAAUGGCACACACGAAGGGCAUACCGGACAACACAGGCUCUCGAAGCCAGGGGGAAGUCUGCGGCUGGCCAGAUGAUGAUUGAAGCCAUGGGAAUUCUCCAAGCAGCCGGCAAAGUCACAACUGAAGAAACCGCGACACCGAAAAAGGCACGGGGGCGGCCAAAGAAGGUGGUUUCUGAAGCUACUGAGGAUGAAAAAGAGCCCAAACAACGGGGGCGGACCAAGGAGAAGGUGGAGGUUCCGGAAACUACUGCCGAGGAUGUAAAAGCCGAGGAUGGAAAAGAGAUUGAAGAGAAGCCCAAGAAAAAAAAGCCACGGCUGAGCAAGUAUGAUCCCAAAAAUCCAAAUGGGGUCGCAUUCGCGAAGCCAGCAAGAAGGAGGCCAACAACAGAAGAAGACGAAGCAGCGAAGAAAACAACGACCAAGAAGAAGAAGACGUCAUUAAAACCAGCCAAGAUCUCGAGAAGCGAUGAACAAAGCAUGCUGCGACCUUGUGUUGACCCCGUGCAAGAACAACUAUUCGACACAGAGCUUUGGAGCUGGCUCGAUUAUGGGCGCUCCUCCUCCAGGGGGCAGUCGCUUCCACACCUCAGGAAAUACGACCGAACCCGAGUCCAUGUUACCAGCGAGAAGAUGGUGGACGAUAUCCUCGAGUACAUAAAGCCCACCUUGAAGCGCCACGAGGGCUGCGACCUCAUCGAUCUAAACCCUGGAGCGGGCGUCUGGAGCACCAAGCUGAACGACCUGCUCAAGCCUCGCACGCACCUGCUGCUCGAACCGGACGCCGACUUAUACAAACCCAUGCUUGAACCGCUGCUCGAGCGAGAUGGUACCAAACUGAUCGCCAAGGACGGUGUCAUCUGGGCAGAGCUGUUAUCGGUGCUCACGCCCGAGUACCUGCCGCACCAGAAAGAGCACCAAUACACCGCCGACGACGUGCCCGAGCGCAACGACACCCUCCUGGUCACCGCCAACCUCGGCUCCUACCCCAAGAGAAAAUACGCAAGCUUCGCGAGCGCCACGGCCAUGAUCCUGUACCAGUUCAACCACGCCAUCCGCAGCGGCGCUCUCUUCCAGAAAUACGGUCUAGUCCGCAUGCUCCUCUGGCUCGACGACGAGGACAAGGCCGCCAUUCUCCCGAAAAUGGCUCAGCGCCGCCGCCGCGUGGCCGUCGACGCCGAGCUCAACUGCGAAUCCAUCACCCACGUGGCCGGGCCCGACUACUCGGACAUCGACCCGUCGAAGCGUCUCUGGUUCAUGCGCGACGUGAACAUUGACCGCAGCAGCGCGCUGGAAACGCUCCAACGCAUGCGCGCGGCCGGGAUCAAGACGCCUCCCGGGCGGGAAACCUGGCUGCUGCGCGAGAUCUCGGAAAACCCCGACGAGGUGGUCGCCGCCGGCGAGGCUCCCCUCACGUACGACUUCCGGCACCAGGACGAGCUCGACAAGCUCGAGCGGGACUUUGAGAAAGGCAAGAUGGAGGUGGGCUCCGACGAGCACAAGCUGAUGGUGCGCAUGCGCAUCCAGAUCGGCUCCGCCAACCGGCGGUUCCAGAUCAACCACAAGGAGAUGGAGGCCUUCACGCAGCUCGUGGAGGACUGGCGCGCCGCCAAGGCCGCGGGCGGCGACAACGAAAAGGUCCUGGCCGAGAUCAUGAGCCGCUACAAGGCCUGGGAAAAGAACUUUCUCAACAUGGGCACGACCGCCAACGGCGACUGGUUCGUCCAGCGCGACAACCAGCACCUGUGGAACCAGAAGUCCAUGCUCUGGGACCGCCGCGCCGUCGAGCCGCUCGUCGUCAACAAGGACGAGUUCUUCCCGCACGUCCCGCUCUCCCUGCUCGACAUCCAGCCCAAGGCCGCGCACAGGGUCCUGCGCUCCAUGGGCCCCAACUCUGACCGGUCGGGUGACAUGGCCGACGUGUUGAUGCGCAGCAUCAUGAUCUACACCAACUCGCCCAUGAGCAAAGUCCUUGAUCGCCUAGCUCCGGGAGCCGCCGAGUACGUGUACCCCAGGUGUGAAAGCUUCGUUGACCCCGAUAAGGGCGGCGUUCCCUUCCCCGGCACCACGGAGAUUACCGUGCGCGGGAUGAGCGCGUGGCAGUAUGAGGAUUUGCUGGAGCAGUGGAUGAAGUGGCCGUUUAAGCCCAGACUGGAGGACCUGAUCAGUCAGUUGUCGGAUGAGUAUAAGGAUGCGGAGGAGGACGGGGGCAAGUUUGGGGGUGUUAGUCCCGAGUUUUAG
Sordaria macrospora k-hell is the source of this 2376-nucleotide messenger RNA. RefSeq lists its product as uncharacterized. NCBI's taxonomy places the organism in Eukaryota, Fungi, Ascomycota, Sordariomycetes, Sordariales, Sordariaceae. Gene Ontology annotation, cellular component: mitochondrial matrix; mitochondrial DNA-directed RNA polymerase complex. Gene Ontology annotation, molecular function: mitochondrial transcription factor activity. The record is from RefSeq and is a predicted model, not a curated record. Gene Ontology annotation, biological process: transcription initiation at mitochondrial promoter.